UAAACGAACUAGCUCACUGGACGAGUGUUGAUAAUCGUUAAAUGAUGAUGUGGAAUUUACAAAUUAAAUUGUUGCUUCAGUUAUUCUAACAUUUUAAAUAAUGGACAUAACGCAGCUCUUUAAGGCCAGCGUUAUGACAGUGCGGCUGCAACGCAAAACGGAACUGGCUGCGGCAACCAAAAGCAAAGCACAGCAGGACAAACAGCAACGCUCAUCAACCACCGCAAAAUCUGCCGCUGUCAAAAACGACUUUGCCAAGGAGGCAAAGAAUGUGUGCAGCAAGAUAACGACGCUCCGGAAUGUGCUGAUUGAGAAUCGCACGGCGUACAUGCGCAUUGGACAGCAUCUGAAGAGCGCCACACAUAUGACGGAUGCGCAACGCGAUCUGAUUGAUCGCGAAUCGGAAAAGUUCGUCACAUAUUACACACAACAUCUGGCAAAGAUGCGCAGCGACUGGAAGACAGCUAAGCGAAAGCCACAGGAGUGUCAGCACAUUGCAGCAGUGAUCGAUUUGCUGGUCAGCUAUCUGCACAGCGUGGAGCAGAUCUAUCUGGACCAAAAGAAGUAUCGCGCUCAACACGAACUGGAGACCUACAAACUACUCAAGCUAGCCGCUGACAAGAAGAAGAUACCAGUGCGUCCGGCGGGUGUUAGUAGCGGCAAGCUGGUCAAGCGUCAGAUCAGCCAUGACAGCGCUAAUAGCAACGAUGAGUUGAGGGCUGUGCCAGAAGAGGAGGAGGGCAACGAUUGGAACAACGACAGCUGGGCCGAUUGGGAUAAUGAGCAAGAGGCUGAGGAGCAGCAGGAAGUCGACAGCAACUCAACGACAGCCAAACAAUACAAGCCACGCACGAGGAAGCGCAGUCGACCAAAGGUCAGCGCAAGCAGCACAGACUCCUCGGCCAAAGUGGCGCUCGAUGAGGAUAUACAACAGACGGCACAACAGCUGGAGAACGAUGAGGAUGUCCUAAGUGCCGAGGAUGUGCAGUUGUUCGAGGCGGAGAACGUGCACAUUUACAAUCUGCUACAGGGCGUCUCCGAGGAGCUCGAACAAAUCGAAAAGAACGUCGUGGACAUUGCACAGCUGCAGGACAUCUUUACAGAUAAGGUGGAACUGCAACAACACAAUAUCGAUCGCAUUGUGAGCGCUGUGGUUGGAACCACGGAGAACGUCAAGGAUGCCAACGAUCAGAUACGACAGGCAACGCAGCGCAAUGCCGGCUUACGUGUGUGGUCCUUGUUCUUCUUGCUGGUGAUGUCAUUCUCAUUGCUAUUUCUGGACUGGUACUAUGAUUAAACUGCCUAAACUGUUUGGUGUAAGAAAAUGUGAAUGUGAAAAACUCAUGAUUGUUUUUGUUAUCGCAAUCUAUAACAUAAUUUGUUUAUUACAUUAUUUAUAUUUAAAAUAAAAACAAAUUAUAAACAA
Messenger RNA from Drosophila grimshawi, 1426 nucleotides. RefSeq lists its product as uncharacterized. Gene Ontology annotation, biological process: retrograde vesicle-mediated transport, Golgi to endoplasmic reticulum. The transcript has 2 exons. The record is from RefSeq and is a predicted model, not a curated record. Bases 101 to 1297 code for a protein of 398 amino acids. NCBI's taxonomy places the organism in Eukaryota, Metazoa, Arthropoda, Insecta, Diptera, Drosophilidae. Gene Ontology annotation, cellular component: endoplasmic reticulum; SNARE complex.